CGCUUGAAUACGGACGUGUUUUCAGGUCCAAGUCGAAGUCGAAGUCGAAUCACAACGGAUCGGUCGGUUGAAAGUUCAAAAACUCGUCAAUUGACAUAAAUUGAGUGCAAUUUGCAGUGUUUUCGCGAAAUGUGUGUCUAACUGAGCCCACCGAAUUCUCCGCUUCUUGUCGCGUGUUCAGCUCAUCACAUCGACUUAAUUAGAAGAUAUAAACAAAUCGUACAUAUAGUUCGCACUCGAAAUGGCCGACGAAAGCCUGCACACUGUGCCCCUGGAGCACAACAUAGACUAUCACAUCGUGACACUCUUUGAGCGCCUGGAGGCGAUGCGCAAGGACUCACCUGGCGGAGGCCACGGGGUCAACAAUCGGUUAUCCAGCACCCUGCAGGCUCCAAAGCGCAGCAUGCAGGCCGAGAUUCGCACGCUGGAGUUUUGGAGAUCCAUCAUCAGCGAGUGUCUGGCCUCGUUCAUGUACGUGUUCAUCGUCUGCGGAGCUGCCGCGGGAGUCGGAGUGGGUGCCAGUGUGUCGUCCGUGCUCCUGGCCACGGCUCUGGCCUCCGGACUGGCGAUGGCCACGCUGACGCAGUGCUUCCUCCACAUCUCGGGCGCCCACAUCAAUCCCGCCGUCACCCUGGCCCUCUGUGUGGUUAGAUCUAUAUCUCCGAUCAGGGCGGCCAUGUAUAUAACCGCCCAAUGUGGCGGAGGAAUCGCCGGAGCCGCACUCCUCUAUGGCGUAACUGUGCCAGGAUACCAGGGAAAUCUGCAGGCCGCCAUCUCACAGAGCGCUGCUUUGGCUGCCUGGGAAAGGUUCGGCGUGGAAUUCAUCCUCACCUUUCUGGUGGUUCUGUGCUAUUUCGUAUCCACGGAUCCCAUGAAGAGGUUCAUGGGCAACUCGGCCGCCUCGAUUGGCUGUGCCUACAGCGCCUGCUGCUUUGUGUCGAUGCCCUACCUGAAUCCUGCCCGCUCCCUGGGUCCCUCGUUUGUGCUGAACAAAUGGGACAACCACUGGGUCUACUGGUUCGGUCCCCUGGUGGGCGGCAUGGCCUCUGGCCUCGUCUACGAGUACAUCUUCAACUCUCGUCGCAGUUUGCGCCACGCCAAGGGCAGCAUUGACAACGACUCCAGCUCGAUUCACUCGGAGGACGAGCUGAACUACGACAUGGACAUGGAGAAGCCCGGCAAGUAUCAGCAGUCGCAGGGCACCUAUCCGCGUGGAGGUCAGUCGAAUGGCAAUGGGAACUCGGGUCAGCAGGCCUCAGUGGGAAAUGGUCAACAUCAGGCCGGAAAUAUGGGCCAGAUGACUGGAGUGGUGGCCAAUGGACAGGGCAACUACUGCCAGAAUUUGUACACUGCUCCGCCGCUCUCUUCGAAAUACGAACAGCAGCAGGAGCCACUGUACGGUGGAACCCGCUCUUUGUACUGCCGCUCACCCACUUUGACCAGGAGCAACCUGAAUCGCUCGCAAUCCGUUUAUGCCAAGAGCAACACGGCCAUCAACAGGGACAUAGUGCCGCGUCCAGGUCCUCUGGUGCCCGCCCAGAGUCUCUAUCCCAUGCGCACCCAGCAGCAGCAACAGCAACAGCAGCAGCAGCAACAGCAGCAACAGCAACAGGUGGCUCCUGCUCCGCAAUCCUCCCACCUGCAGAACCAGAAUGUCCAGAAUCAGAUGCAGCAGCGCAGCGAGAGUAUCUACGGAAUGAGGGGUUCGAUGCGGGGACAGCAACAGCCGAUACAGCAACAGCAACUGCAACAGCAGCAGCAGCAGCAACAGCCGAAUAUGCAGCCGCAACAGUUGCAGCCUCCGCCGCAAAUGAUGGUUGAUCCCAACCAGCAGCAGCAGCAACCGCAGGGCUUCCAGCCGGUCUACGGCACUCGGACGAAUCCCACGCCCAUGGACGGCAGUCACAAGUACGAUAGGCGCGAUCCUCAACAGCUUUACGGCGUCACGGGUCCCAGGAAUCGCGGACAGUCGGCUCAAUCGGACGACAGCUCGUAUGGCUCCUAUCACGGCUCCGCCGUCACUCCUCCCGCUCGUCAUCCCAGCGUGGAGCCAUCGCCUCCGCCGCCACCGAUGCUCAUGUAUGCCCCACCCCCGCAGCCAAAUGCAGCCCAUCCGCAACCCAUUCGCACCCAGUCGGAGCGAAAGGUGAGUGCUCCAGUGGUGGUUUCCCAGCCGGCAGCCUGUGCCGUGACCUACACAACCUCUCAAGGACCCGCGGUGGCCACCCAACAGCAGCAACAGCAGCAGCAGCAACAGCAACAGCAACAGAUGAUGAUGCAACAGCAGCAGCAACAUUACGGAAUGCUGCCGCUGAGGCCCAACUGAAAGCGGCUGUCUUGGGGUCCGGUGACCACGCCCCCGCCAGGGAUCAGCGCCCUCGCCCUCCAGCCCGGAGGCACCAUGACCCUGCACCGCUGCAGCCUAGCCAAGCAGAGCAGUUUGUUUUAGUCGUAAUACUCGGGCAUCGCAUCCAAAGGAAAUGUACGCAAGUCUCAGCCCCUAGAGUAGCAUAGUCCUAGUUUAGAUAGACACUGUAUUAUUCGGAGCCAACGCGACGAGGAACUCACACCUAGCAGACAACGAUGAUUAAGUCUUAAGGAACUAUUAAGGGCGAUUGCUUACUAGACUAAACGGAUAUAGGUGAUCUAGACUG
Molecule: messenger RNA, 2654 nt
Organism: Drosophila takahashii
Lineage: Eukaryota; Metazoa; Arthropoda; Insecta; Diptera; Drosophilidae
Gene: bib
Product: big brain
Biological process (GO): transmembrane transport
Cellular component (GO): plasma membrane
Molecular function (GO): channel activity
Source: RefSeq, a predicted model, not a curated record